UCUCUCUUGGUAGCUAACAAUAUCUUUAAACUUGCAACAGGCAGGUGUUUGUUUUUUGGCCAUUUGGGGGCAGUGGAAAUCCUGUGAAGACAACAUAUUAUCACCUCCUAAAUUGAUACACCAAAUUUGUUGUUCUGACGUCAGCAACCUGCAAUUGAACGAAUGAACUAACGAAGGACCGAGCCCCUACCGGAGAUACCGGGAGGCAGUAGAGUUACAGAGCGAGUCCCCGCCGCCCACUCCGGAGGAGCUAAACGGAAGAAGGUGCACUGUGAGCCGCCGUGAGAACAACGUGCUGGAACCAAACGAUGCGAGCGCUGCUCACCGCCGCCCAGUAACGUACACGACCGACGAGUGGAGAAGAAGAGAACCGUUACCGUGAUUUACCGACAGAAAAACAGAAGAGAGACGGAGGACGGACGCACCACCAGCGAGAUAACGCCUGAGAAACAAACAACCGCGGAGGCUACAGUGUUGUUUUCGCGCUGUGGAUCAAACCGAGUGGAUCCUCGAUUUUAAAUGCGUUAACGGUGCCGUGUCCCCGGCUUGAGAGCGAGAGAGAGGGAGCUGCCCCGAGAGCGAAAGAAAGACAGAGGGAUCAUAGAGGGAUCGAAGGCAUAGAUAGCACAGACAAGGAGGAAAUAAACCAAGAAAGAAAAAAAAUAAGGAUUUGCAACCAUCUUUGUUUUUUAUUGCUAUUUCUUCCGUGGAUCCGGUACCGGUAACGCCAUCAAGCUGUGUUCUCUAACCAUGGGAUGUACUCUGAGCGCAGAGGAGAGGGCGGCUCUGGACCGGAGCAAAGCCAUCGAGAAAAACCUCAAGGAGGACGGUCUCACCGCGGCCAAAGAUGUUAAACUGCUGCUGCUCGGGGCUGGAGAGUCAGGGAAAAGCACCAUCGUCAAACAGAUGAAGAUCAUCCACGAGGACGGUUUCUCUGGCGACGACGUAAAGCAGUACAAGCCCGUCGUUUACAGCAACACCAUCCAGUCUCUGGCUGCCAUCGUCCGUGCCAUGGAUACACUGGGCCUGGAGUACGGAGACAAAGAACGGAAGGCGGACGCCAAGAUGGUGUGUGACGUGGUCAGUCGCAUGGAGGACACGGAGCCUUACUCCGCCGAGCUGCUGUCCGCCAUGAUGCGUCUGUGGUCCGAUUCAGGCAUCCAGGAGUGCUUCAGCCGUGCCCGAGAGUACCAGCUCAACGACUCAGCGCAGUACUACCUAGACAGCCUAGAUCGGAUUGGUGCGGCAGACUACCAGCCGACAGAGCAGGACAUUCUGAGGACCCGAGUGAAGACCACGGGUAUCGUCGAGACACACUUCACCUUCAAAAACCUCCACUUCAGGCUGUUUGAUGUGGGAGGUCAGAGGUCGGAGAGGAAGAAGUGGAUCCACUGUUUCGAGGAUGUCACAGCCAUCAUUUUCUGCGUGGCGCUCAGCGGAUAUGACCAGGUGCUGCACGAGGACGAGACCACGAACCGCAUGCACGAGUCACUGAAGCUCUUUGACUCCAUCUGUAACAACAAGUGGUUUAAGGACACCUCCAUCAUCCUCUUCCUCAACAAGAUGGACCUCUUUGAAAGCAAGAUCAGCAAGUCGCCACUGUCCAUCUGCUUCCCUGAAUAUACCGGCCCAAACACUUACUUGGAGGGAAUAGCCUACAUUAAGUCUCAGUACGAGAGCAAGAACAAGUCCCCCAACAAAGAAGUCUACUCCCAUUCGACCUGCGCCACAGACACCAACAACAUCCAGUUUGUGUUCGAUGCUGUCACUGAUGUCAUCAUAGCAAAUAACCUGCGGGGGUGUGGCCUGUACUGAUAAUGCUGUUAAAUGUUAGCCAAUAGAUGAAAGGUGUUUAUUUACCGACAUGGUAUGGCCCAUGUCUGUGAUGUCAUCAUACGAUAGCCAGUCGAAUGUGGGCUCCGCACUUGCAAUGUCAUCAUACAGGCUGGCUGUUAGUCCAACUUGACUCGUAAUUAAUGAAUUCAUUGGUUGAUUGGUUGGUUGGUUGAGACUUCUUUGAAUCCUUUUUGUCUUUUUCACUUCCUCCUGUCUAAAGAAGAAUCAGCAGCACGUCGCGGUAACACUGUACUUUGUGUGUGCCUGAACUUCAAUCUGUUGCUGCAGAAAUUAUGCACAGUAUCUACAAUGUUGCCUUUAUUCUCCUCCUGAAAAGUCAACUCUUCAGGGAUAUAAGGUUCCUAUAUAAGAUUUAAAUGUACAUACAGUAGUGCCUUACUCAUAGAACUAGUGGAGACUCACUCUUCUACCUGGUAGUGUUUCUAAUUUUUUUUUUUUUUUUAAUUUAAUUUUAGUCGUCACUCUUUUUACGCCUUACAGUAGAUGAAUGCCUCAGUCACAUGAAGUGCUGAUGUAAAAAUAACUAAAAAUAGUUGAAUCAGGGUCAAGUUGAAUUCACUCCGUUUAGGUCAAACAGAUGUUUUCUUCAGAUUUAAUUAUGUUAUUAUGUUUGAGACAUUAAACAUGUUGACAAGAUUAUGUCUUGUACUGCCAAGAAGAAUUUGAAAGAAAAUGUGAAAUCAUAAGCAAAAGAACAGCAUUUCUGUGAUUUAAAUAGGACAUGUAAUGGGGCAGUCUAGUAGUUAAUGAGCAAACCAUAUAACUGCAACGUCCCCAAUUUAAUUUGGGCCAAGUACCUUUAUUGCAUCCCCCUCCUCCCCCACCACCUCCACCCUUCUCUCUCUCUACCCAUGUUUCAGCGAAAUAGCUUUUGCACACACAUCCUUCAUUACUUUGUAUAUGUUUUGUUAUUGAUUUUGUUUUGUUUUCUGAUGACUGUCCUGCUCUGAUGUAUGCACAGUGACUGUUGCACUUACCCAUGACCUUUUAACUGUGUGGCUUCCAAAUCACUAAUAUUAAAUACAUUCAUCGAUAAGACAUUAUGAACUAAAUCAUCAUAAAUAAAUACAGAAAAAAUAGAAUAAUUUUGAAAUGAUUCAAUAAACUCAUUAUUUUUGAAAUGCGUAUUAUUUUCUCAGUAACAGAAUUAGUUAGGGAGUUAAUAUUCAUAUGGUAGCAGCUGGUGAGUUUGCUAAGAGGCGGGCAUCAUGUGAUUGGUUGAUGAAUGAGGACAGAGAAUCAUAAUGUAAUUUUAAGUAAUUUGACAUUUUAUCAGUUUGUGUAUUUUUUCAGUAUUUAUUCACAUGAUUGUUUAGUUCAUAAUGUCUUUAUUCAUUUAAUAUUGGUGGUUUGAGGCCCAUGUUAAACAGCAUGAUGCCUUGCUAAACAUAAUGAUUCAACAACUAGUUAAUAAAAAGGACCAGCUAAUAAACUAGUUAGAGAAACAAAAAACAGCCUCGUGUCAGCUUCAAUACAGCAAAGCCUCGCUCAUUUAAAACCUGGUAAUCCCAAUUAUGAAACAUGACUGUUGUCCCAUAUUCUUCAGUUUCACAUUUCACUGAACAUUUUACUGAAUUUUGAUUGUAUGAAUUCAGAUUUAAAAUCUGCAGUAAGUCCAACUUAAAGCUCCUCUGUGUAGGAGUAGAACAUUAUUUUUGCUCUCCUAGUUGUAGUAUCACUAGGUGUGUUUCCAUCCACCUGUUUUGUUUUUUUAAUUUGUGCAUUAAAAAAAAAAAAAACCUCCCUGAAAAAAAAUCUCAAAAUAUCACAAAAAAGUUUUUACACUUGGUUGAAGUGGAAAAGAUGUCGAAUCAAUAAAAGCAGCAAAAUGCGAUAAAGUGCGAUGGAAACAGAUUUAGCGAAUAAAUCAUGACGUACUUGAAACGUGUGACUUAAAUUUCCACUUACAUUCUCCGCAAACAUCAAAUCUGUGUGAAGCAAUAAGGAGACUGUAAUGCUCCCCGAAUUAAUACAUCAAACAAAUAUUUCAUAUUUCCAUCAUGUUUUCCAUAAUUCCGUAAUUUCCAUAAUGUCAUCUUGUUGCGCCCUCUUCUCCUGAUGAUGAUGAAAUGGUUUAAUGGCCACCAGCUGUGUAUUUUGAUGAACCAACUCCAAAUAUUUGCAUAAGUAGUUGAUGGAAAUGUAUUAAUUGGAAAUUUCUCUUGCAGAUACUCUAGAAAUUCAGAUAGUAUUUGUGCUAAAUUGGAUGGAAACCGAGCUGCUGUAGCAACCAGCCGCUAUGAAUAAAUUGACUCAAGGCAACACGUAGGUUACGUCUAUUUUCACCAGGAUUGUUUCAUUUUUCAUCAAAUAUGCCCUCAGAAUGAAUUGAAAGAUGCUUUAAUUACCCAUAGCUCCACAGAUACGUACUUAAGAAGAUGAUAAAUUUAUAUGGAAAAGUAAUUAGUAGAAAUGUUUGAUGUCAUUUAACACCAUUAAGUGUAGUUGUGGUCAUUAGCAGUUCAGUCAUUUAGUUUAAUACUGUACAGCAUCAGUCUCGGUUUGCGCAAUGGUUCCUUUCAUGGUUUCUCUGGAAACUACCCAGCAGGCCUUCAUACAGCAGAACUAAGAUAUGCUUGUUUCCAUGUUGCAUAGAAAUAGUUUCAUUUGUGUCAUUAUUGCAAAGCCUCAGUGCAUAUUCAUGUUAGCCUAACCUUUUAGCCUCGGGGGAAGUAUUGGUUAUUUUUGUUCUAAUAGAAAAAUGUAAUUGAAAUUGUACUUUGGAUGGAAUUUAAAUGUAUAGUUAGCGUGGAGUUUGCUCUUAAUGCUAGAAGGGCGCUGCCAUCGUCUUUCAUCCCUGCAGAAGUCACCUCUAGUCUUAUUUUUGGAUUGAUUUUCCAGGCUCUCAUGUUGCAGCACGCAUGGGUUCACUAUAAAAUCACUUUACACGAAAAAGCUACAAGAGUUAGUGUGCUGACUCAACCAGACAAUUCCCAGAUAAUGCUUCAAUGGAAACAUUGAUUUUUUAUGGGGCCCUGGAGCCGCAUCCAUUGUAAUAUCUCAAUUGUCCACCGUUCUGCCUUCACAAGGCAGAGGUGAGCUUUGAAAGAUUGUACGGUGGUGAGAACAUACGGUCCUCUGGGAUUAAAAUGUCAACCUUGUGGCUAUUGUUUUAGCCCCGAUGUUUUUCCUUUCUGCUGAGUGAGUACCACUUCCUGGUUUUUUUUGGUAGACGUCCCAGAGCUGCCGUAGGAUUGAGUUUCAAUGUACUGCACAGUUUAGCUGAAAUGAAAAGUGAUGUGUGAAAUUCGUGGGACCAGUUCAAACUUCAGCCUUAACGUUUAGAGUUUAUUGCUAGGAAAAAUACUGUAUUAUUAGCUUUAUAAGGAACAGUUUACAGCAUCACUUACAAACUGAGCUUUGUUUCUCUGGGACUUCAGUUGAAUUGCUGGAGCUGAGUGUGUUUACAGCUCUACUGGUAUGAGCUCUCCCAGAGGUAGACAGCUUCUUUAUUUAUUUAUGAGCAGGGCAUCUGCUUUAUUCCACUCUUCCCUCCAAACUCAAACAGGACAGGCGUUUCUCCACCCUCUGCUCAAAGCUUCUUUUUUUUUUUUCUUUUUUUUUAACAGGUAGAUGACGUCUUCAGCUACCACAUCUGUGCCAACUUUUCCUAAUUAGAGACAGAGAGCUGCCUUAGGUUGUUGAUCAGCCUGUUUUGUGUGUGUGUGUGUGUGUGUGUGUGUGUGUGUGUG
This is a messenger RNA of Thunnus maccoyii (southern bluefin tuna), 5549 nucleotides long. Its product is annotated as guanine nucleotide-binding protein G(o) subunit alpha. Gene Ontology annotation, biological process: G protein-coupled dopamine receptor signaling pathway; adenylate cyclase-modulating G protein-coupled receptor signaling pathway. The record is from RefSeq and is a predicted model, not a curated record. Gene Ontology annotation, cellular component: heterotrimeric G-protein complex. NCBI's taxonomy places the organism in Eukaryota, Metazoa, Chordata, Actinopteri, Scombriformes, Scombridae. The transcript is spliced from 9 exons. The coding region runs from base 751 to 1815 and encodes 354 amino acids. Gene Ontology annotation, molecular function: corticotropin-releasing hormone receptor 1 binding; mu-type opioid receptor binding; G protein-coupled serotonin receptor binding.